Melitaea cinxia (Glanville fritillary) is the source of this 2961-nucleotide messenger RNA. RefSeq names its product zinc finger protein 43-like. Lineage: Eukaryota; Metazoa; Arthropoda; Insecta; Lepidoptera; Nymphalidae. The transcript has a single exon. Gene Ontology annotation, cellular component: nucleus. The record is from RefSeq and is a predicted model, not a curated record. The coding region runs from base 1 to 2961 and encodes 986 amino acids.
AUGGAUGAUAACAUUGAUUUAGACAAUGAUAAUAUCUGCGGUGUUUGUUACGCCGAAUUUCUCGAUGUCGAUGACUUAAAACUACACAUAAAGCAAUAUCAUUUAAAUGAGACGAAUAAAAGUAGAUUCUGUAAGUUUUGCUCGAAGAUUUUUAGUGAUAUAUGGUCAUUUGUGAUACAUUUUCGAAACUGCCAUCUUAUUACAAUUCGAAUCUGUAAAUACUGCACGAGAGUGUUUAACGACGAUAAAACUUUAUCAAAACACGAAAAGAAGCACAAAAGAUCGUUAUAUUAUCCGAAAAUAUCGUGUUCUCAAUGUAGGAAAGUUUUUAAAGAUAAUAAAGAAGUGGAAGAUCAUGAAUAUGAAAGACACAGAGAUAGGGAUGAUGGUAUGCUUUUACAGUACUGUUACCCAGAACUUUCGGCGGCUAUAAAUUUUAACGCACGGAAAUUCUUUCAAAGCUUAGAAGAGCAUUUUAUGUAUAGCUGCGUUGUUUGUGAUCUGUCUACUAUCGAUGUGAAUGAGUACGUCAAUCACCUCCAAAAAAAGAAAUGUCAGUCAUAUUCCUGUAACGUAUGCUGUAAUACGUACCCGUGGAAGUCGAGGCUGGAGAAUCACUGCAAAACCCAUCAAAUGCCCAAAUACACCAUUUUGUCUGGUAGCAAAAAAUGUCCUAAAUGUGACCAAUACUUCCAACUUUCAAAAAUUAAGACACAUUCAAAGGAGUGUAAAAGCAUGAAAUGCAUUCCAUGUGAUAUGCUGUUUGAUUCGGUCGAUAACUUUGCGAUUCACGUCAGUACCCACUGCCAACGCAAUCCGGUACAGUUUGAAAACUGCAAGUACUGCCGUCGUCCAUUCAUUGCACCGACCCAGCUUAAGAAACAUAUUAAACGAGCGCACACACAUAAUAUACAUCUAUAUAAAUAUUGUUGUAUAUAUUGUGAUAUACUUUUCAGGCAUCCAAAACAGUUAUUCGGACAUUUUUUUACGAAACAUAGAGAUAUUAAUCCUUAUACAUGCAAAAUUUGUAAUACAGGAUUUAGGAUUAGGAAGAAUUUCACGUUACACAUAAAGUUAGACCACAAAAGUGUGGGUUUUGUCGAGUUUGAUAGUAAUUAUCAUGUGUUUUUCAACGAUAAGAAAUCUGAAAAACCAUUUCAACCGAAAAAUCCUUAUUUAGCUGAUUUAUCAGAUAAAAAUUCUAAUAAACGAAUUAAAGAAACUGUGGUCAAGAAAGAACUUUCUUCUGAUGAUAAUAUUUACAAAGGCACAUCAUCUUAUAAAGAAAAUACAGAUCAAACAUCUGGAGCAAAUGAAACACAAAAUCAAGAAAAUACAAUAAAUAUAAUUGUUAAGGAAGAUAAAACUGAAAAUUUUAAUGAAACUACUAAUGAGAAAACAACACCUCAAACAGACACUAAAACCUCUGAAAAUACAGAUGCAACACUCAAAGACCAAGAAACCCAACCAAAAGGUAACAAGGAUUUAGAAAAACAAACAGCACAAAAAUCAGAUCCGAAGACAACUAAAGAUGAGGUACAUAAAUUAAUAGAAGUUGACGAACAAACACCAGCUAAAAAUGUAGAAGUGGGUAUAAAUUGUAAUUCAGAUUCUAUGCACAUCACUGAAGCUGAAGGCGAUAAUGAUAAUAGACGCGUUCAAAAACGUAAACAUAAAAGUCAAAUUGACAAACCUAGGAAGAGAUCUAAAAUUAAAUCGCAAAGCGAUUGUGAAUCCUCCGAUUCCGAUGUACCUUUGUCUAAAAUUGUGAAUAAGUCUAAAAAAGGUAGACGCUGGAAAGUGACAAAAAGGUAUAAGAACACGAAAGAUGCUUCUAGCAGUAAGAAAACUAAGUUUAUCUGCUUGAAAUGUGACCGCAACUGUUACACAUACCAAAAUUAUCACAGGCACAUGAACUUACACAUGAAGAAUGGUAAGAAGGUGUGUGUGAAGUGCUUCGCUAAGUUUAAAACUAAAGAGGAACUCAACAAUCACAUAAAAACCGAACACUCAAGUUCUAAGCUCACAGAGACCUUAAAGAAGUUAUUGGACAAACGCAAGAGUAGUGAAACACAAAAAACCAAAUUGCCCGAGAAUUUGUUUUCAAAAACGAUUCAUAAGGUUCAGUUUGAAGCUCCUGCGUCUCAAGCAACUAUAAACAAAGUGUUAGAAGAUAAAUUGUCAGUCAAGAAAUUCUUAGAGACGUUCAAACCAGAUGCUAAUGAUGGAACAACUAAAAAGAUAUCAAUAUCGAAUAGCUUAUCAAUCCGACCUGUAACGAACGUCAGAACUGAGCCAAUAAUAAAAAUGAAUAAAUUCAAGCAAGACCUAGAACAACAAAUAACGCAUCGGCCACAACUACGAAUGCCAGUCAAGUUUAAAGAGGAAUCUGUACAAGAUUAUCACGUUUCAGUUAAAUUGGUAGAAUGCGAAUAUGUGGCUCCGGCAUUAAAUUUUGAUAAUGAAGUCACUGUUUCCGAUGAUUAUGUAGAUCACAUCGAAACAGAUAAUAUACAAAAUAAAGCAGAAGUAAUACCGGAAGUCGGUCGCGAGAUACUUCUAGGAGAAUCGCAAGCGAACAAAACUAAGGUACUGAAAAAGACCAUAGACCUAAAAGAUUUAAUUUCUUAUGAUAAAGUGAGGAUAGGACAUUUAGCGCCGCAAGCUCCCUAUUACAAAAUAGUUAAAAUAGAAGAAGUUUUACAAGAUAAACAGAAAAAAGUCGAGCCUCCAAAAGAUAUUAACAUAACUCUACCAAAUGGUACUAAGCUAGUUAGCGUUAAUCCAUUAGCACAUCUCCUAAGCAAAAAAACCGUUGCAGAUAUCCCAAAAUCAAAUACGUAUAAUAAAAAACCGAAUAACAAUAAAGAUUUUAGAGAAGCGAUAUUAAAAGCGAUGAAAGUUUUGGAAAAAACGCCGCCGAAACGAAAGUCUGUUAAAAAAGGUGCAAUUUUUAAAUGA